Drepanopeziza brunnea f. sp. 'multigermtubi' MB_m1 is the source of this 657-nucleotide messenger RNA. RefSeq lists its product as uncharacterized. NCBI's taxonomy places the organism in Eukaryota, Fungi, Ascomycota, Leotiomycetes, Helotiales, Drepanopezizaceae. The record is from RefSeq and is a predicted model, not a curated record.
AUGAUGCUGCGAUCGACGUUUACCUUCGCGACCUUGCUAGCCUUGAGCUUUCUCUUCAACGAAGCUCACGGAUUUUGGUUUGGAAAAAUGGUCAUCGGCUAUGCAACAGUUUCCAAAGAAGAGGCUGAGAAAAUCAAUGAACAUAAUAAGCUAUAUGAACAUGAUAAGCUACACGUAACGGAAUCCGCAAGCCCUACUCAAUUAGGACCUGGCGUUUAUAUGGUAAACAAACCUGAUAUCUGGAAGGGUGAAGGAGGGAGUUGGUAUUGUGCCAUUAAAGCGAGCAAGUGGCAGAUGAAAAAGAUACGCAAAGCCUACAUCCCGAGAUCUCUUUUAAAGCUGGAGUCGGGUGUUAGCAGGCGAAUAUUCUUGUGGAACCAAGAUGAAACUGUCAUCGUGAACUAUAUGAGUUCAGAGUUAUGGAUGCGAAAGCCUCAGAAAGCGCUACGCUUCUCGUGGGUUAGGCGGGGAUAUUGGGAGAUGCAGAUGCUUAUUCCAACGGAUGUGGUAAAGAAAGAUAAAUUGGACUUAUGGGCCAAAUGCUUUGAAUCAGAAGAUGAGCUGGUGCGUUUUUCGGGCGAUAUCAUUAAUUGGGCGGGAACUUGGGGGAUUAAAGGAGAUCGUGGACGACCGACCCUUGGCGCCUUUCGCAGGUAG